Spirodela intermedia is the source of this 765-nucleotide messenger RNA. The record is from the annotation of a GenBank genome assembly. Lineage: Eukaryota; Viridiplantae; Streptophyta; Magnoliopsida; Alismatales; Araceae.
AUGCGGUCCUCCGCCGUGACGGCAUCUCCGGUAAAGGGCCGGCGGCAAGGCCCCGGCGGCGCCGCCGGUCAGUCGUCAUCGUCGCCUUGCUGCAGGCACUCAUCGCCGUCGGCGACCCUCGACCUGCUCAUCUUCAUUCUCGUUCUCUUCUCCUGCACCUUCCUGAUCUCGUCAUCCUUCUCCUACAUCUUCCGCUCGCUCUCUCAGAUCCUCCCCUCUCUCCUCCGGCCGCUCGCCGAUUCUUUCAAUGGAUCGCCUAUCCCGUACGCCGCGGGGCUCGUGGUAUUUCUCGCGGCGACAUUCCUGGUCGCCGCCGAGAUCCCCUGCGGCGGCAGCGGCGGCGGCGGCGGCGGUGAGGGCGGUGAGGGCGGUGAGGGCGGCGGAAGGAUCAGGGGGCGGCGGUCUUCGUGGUUCCGGUGGUGGUCUAACCGGUGUGGGAAUCCCCAAUGCAAGGGGCUGAAGAAAGCGUUGGAAUUCGACGUGCAGCUGCAAACUGAGGAAUCAAUCAAGGCGGCGGGUUCGUCGCCGGCCGUGGGGGUGUGGCGGGAGAUCGACAACCUCCCGUGGAAGGGCGGUGAUCAGGGGAACAGCCCGGAGUACGAGUGCCUGAGGUUGGAGCUCCGGAAGAUGGCCCCACCCAAUGGCCGGGCAGUGUUGCUGUUCCGUGCCCGAUGUGGUUGCCCCAUCGCCAAGCUGGAGGCUUGGGGACAGAAGCGGGGGCGGCGGAACAAAAAGUGGGUGAUCAAUCUGCCUGUGAAACUAUGA